This is a messenger RNA of Carica papaya (papaya), 999 nucleotides long. The record is from RefSeq and is a predicted model, not a curated record. NCBI's taxonomy places the organism in Eukaryota, Viridiplantae, Streptophyta, Magnoliopsida, Brassicales, Caricaceae.
UCUGAUUAUUUCUUCAUGCAGCUUCUGAAAGACUUUUUGUUAUGGGUUGAUAAGGAUCUUGGGGUCUGGGGUCCACUUGUUCUGUAAGUGAUCUUUAGUUUUCUGUCNNNUUUGGCUGUUGCUGCAUCCAUAGUUACUCUUGGUGGUGGUUAUCUUUUCGGAUUAACUGUGGGCUUUGUGGCUGACUCUAUUGGUGCUACUGUUGGUGCUGGGGCUGCUUUUCUCCUUGGCCGUACGAUAGGGAAAUCUUAUGUUGCUUCCAAGUUGAAGGAUUAUCCAAAGUUCCGGUCAGUUGCAAUUGCAAUAAAAAGAUCUGGUUUUAAGAUUGUGUUGCUGCUUCGACUUGUUCCAUUGCUCCCAUUCAACAUGUUGAAUUACCUUCUGUCUGUCACUCCUGUUCCAGUUGGCUCAUACAUGCUGGCUUCAUGGCUGGGAAUGAUGCCAAUAACGCUUGCACUAGUGUAUGUUGGAACAACUCUCAAGGAUCUUUCUGAUGUUACACAUGGAUGGAAUGAGUUUUCAACCUCUCGUUGGGUUUUUCUCAUUUUGAGCCUUGUGGUGUCUGUAAUCUUGAUGGUUUGUGUUACAAAAGUUGCCAAGACGGCUUUGGAUAAAGCUUUGGCAGAAAACGAGGAUGAAGAUGAUAUCUUUGAGUCUCCACAGUUGCCUAUUCUGGCUGAAACAGCAGUAGAUCUCAAUCAGCGACUCAUAAUCAAGAUAGAUGUUGCAGAUGAUAAUCAUGAAAAAUAAAUCCCAUGUCAUGUCAUGUACAUUCUUUCUCUUGUUCCUUUAAAAGAAUAUACACCACUUUAUUGCUUAAGCAUCUGAUGUCUCAGAUAUGAGUUGUAUAGUUCAAUUAUUUAUGAAUUUAGGUUUGGGCAGAAUCGGCUAAGUAUACAAUUGGGAUAUGUUGAAUUGUAGCCUUGGUCCUUUUAACUGGACAAAUAGUGAUUUUAAAGAGGGAGUGAUUUUUUUCCUGGGUGCAUUCUGGGAUCUGUC